UAGAAAGAUGGGCAGCGAAAGUGAGAAAGGGAGAGAUGCAAAAGAAGAAGAAGAGGAAGAUAUAGUUUGCUUAGAUGAAUCUUUCUUCAUCAACGAUGAUUAUCAGUUGACUACGUUUACUUUUGGGUCCAAUGUUCUUGAGCUCUACUGUCUCCAAUCAGCAUCAACUGAUUUUGAUUUAACAGGGCAGCUGGUUUGGCCUGGUGCUAUGCUUAUGAACGGUUAUCUCUCGGAAAAUGCUGAGAUUCUCCAGGGAUGUUCAGUUUUGGAGUUGGGAUCUGGCGUUGGUAUAACAGGAGUUCUCUGUAGCAAAUUCUGCCGUAAAGUUGUUCUUACUGACCAUAACGAUGAAAUACUGAAGAAAAACAUCGAUCUCCAUGAACAUUCAAGUGGCCCUGAAUUAGAGGCCGCAAAGCUAGAAUGGGGAAACAUUGAUCAUCUUGGUGAAAUUUUACAGAAACACAAUGAUGGCUUUGAUCUCAUUCUUGGAGCUGAUAUCUAUAUCCUUAUGUUCAUAUCUAGUGUGCCAUUGCUAUUUGACAGUGUUGAGCAGCUUCUGCAAAUCAGAGGACCUGGAAAUUGCAAGUUCAUACUAGCAUACGUAUCACGGGCUAGACAGAUGGAUUCAGCAAUCUUGAGAGAAGGCGCUGAGCACGGGAUGCUGAUGAAUGAAGUUCCCGGGACUCGGUGUACCGUGGGAAACUUGCAAGGUGUUAUAUUUGAGAUCACUCUUAAA
Molecule: messenger RNA, 736 nt
Organism: Thlaspi arvense
Lineage: Eukaryota; Viridiplantae; Streptophyta; Magnoliopsida; Brassicales; Brassicaceae
Source: the annotation of a GenBank genome assembly